AAUAAAAAAAAAUUGUUAGUAUUUUUUCCGGUACGUGUUGCGAAUGCAGUAUGGGUAAAAUAUUUGGUCACUUGUUUGUAGGCACGAGGACGUUAUUUGCUCACAUUUUCAUUUUCACACAUGAAUAUAUUCUCUACUCAUAAACUCACUUAACGCUUUAUUGUGUGUUUUUUGUUUUGAACUUUUGAUCACUGUGCUGUGAUUAUUUAUUGGUUGGUUGGAUUUAGAAAAAGCUGCCCUAUUUUUAAAUGUUUUAAUUUGGUUUUUUAUUGUAAAUGGAAAUCAUAAAUAGAAAUUUCGCUAAAAGUAUUACAGCUUUAGCCAACGUAUAUUCUAGAAAAUGGAGUAGCUCCGCAUCAGUUGGCCCCCCGUUCACGAGGGAUGGUGACGAUGGCUGCACUGUGACGAUAUUUGGCGACAGACUGAAGAAGGAUGACCACAUUUUCAAUGCAACCGGCACAACAGAUGAACUGUCAUCAUAUAUCGGUUUGGUGCGGGAGUACGCCAAGGACGGCGAGCACUCGUACACGGACAAGCUGAAGCGGAUACAGUGCAUCCUGAUGGACAUCAACGCGUGCAUCAUGGGGACACACAGGGCGGGGGAGAAGCCCCGCCUGUCCGCCCGCCACACCAAAGACCUGGAGGACUGGAUCACGGAGUACUCCGGCCAGCUGCCGCCUCUGGAGAACUACGUGAUUCCUGGGGGCGGCAAGGCAGCGUCCUCCCUCCACGUGGCGCGCUCCAUCUGCCGCCGAGCCGAGCGCUGCGUGGUGCCCCUGGUGAGGAGCGGCGACGUCGACCAGGAGACGCAGGUGUACCUCAACAGGUUAUCAGACUUCCUGCUGACAAUAUCUAGAGUAGCUACGAAACUGGACAAGAAGGACGAGUCGAUCUACGUACCGCGGUUGGAGAGUGUUGCCAACCAAGCGUGAUGCGAGUCGUCACAACUGCUGACUAGUGCCAUAUGUACCUACUUUCCUCUCCUUCCGUUCAUUUCUCUUUUGUAAAUAAAUACUUGUAUUUAUUGAUUCUGACUGACUCUGGCAAUGCUGUAGUAAGCAGUCUAUAAUUGCUUGUUUACGUGUCUUUUGGAUUGAAUUUCUAGAAUGUAUUAAAUGUUUCAGUUACA
Molecule: messenger RNA, 1129 nt
Organism: Bacillus rossius redtenbacheri
Lineage: Eukaryota; Metazoa; Arthropoda; Insecta; Phasmatodea; Bacillidae
Product: corrinoid adenosyltransferase MMAB-like
Exons: 5
Coding region: 276-932 (218 amino acids)
Molecular function (GO): corrinoid adenosyltransferase activity
Source: RefSeq, a predicted model, not a curated record